Messenger RNA from Osmia lignaria (orchard mason bee), 1892 nucleotides. Its product is annotated as endoplasmic reticulum lectin 1. Gene Ontology annotation, biological process: ERAD pathway; endoplasmic reticulum unfolded protein response; retrograde protein transport, ER to cytosol. Gene Ontology annotation, cellular component: endoplasmic reticulum lumen. The record is from RefSeq and is a predicted model, not a curated record. NCBI's taxonomy places the organism in Eukaryota, Metazoa, Arthropoda, Insecta, Hymenoptera, Megachilidae.
AAAUAUGGUGAAAUAAUUGUAGUUUUAUAAAAAUGUGGAAAUAUUGUGGUAUUUAUAAUGUGUUGUGUAUCAUAAUUGUUGUUUAUGGACACGAUUUUAAAAGUUUUGAUGAUACUGUUCUCUUUAAAAUUAAUUGGUCAGGCAAAGCUGGUUCAGAGUUAUUAGAAUCUAGAACAAAUGUGGAACCUUAUUUUAUAACAACUGCAAAUAAUGAACGGUAUCAGUGUUUAAUAGUUGAUAAUUCAGAACAAGAAAAGAAUCGUAAUGAACCAUACAAUGGACCAAAUCCGAUAGAAAUUUUAUCACCUUUAUUCAAUCAAAAUACUUGUUCUUACAGGCUUGAAUCUUAUUGGUCAUACGAAUUGUGCCAUGGAAGAUAUGUACGUCAAUAUCAUGAGGAUAGGGAUGGAAAGAAAGUAAAAACACAAGAAUAUUAUUUAGGUACUUUUGAUAAAAGACAAGAGUUGAAGCUUUUGGCUGAAUAUGCAGAGAGAGAAAGAAAUCCUAACAGAAAGGCAGAGAUUCCUGUUAAAAAAGUUGAUGGAAUCAAUAUGCCCUAUGUUGAAAUUGAAAUGGCCGAUGGCACAGCUUGUGAUUUGACAAAUAAACCAAGGAAAAUAAAAGUUUUGUAUGUCUGUUAUCAACAUGGUAAACAUGAAUUAUUUUCACUUGAAGAACCUGCUAGCUGCGAAUAUGAAGUUAUUGUCCUUUCUCCUUGGCUGUGUAGUCAUCCUGAUUAUAAACCGCAAGCUACAGGAGAAAAUGAAAUUAAUUGUCAACCAGUUGGCAAUUCACCAAAAAAACCAAGAUCUCUUGUUGCAAUGGAAAUAGAAAGUUUGAAACUUCGACAUCAGAAAGUAACGGAUGACAAGCUGCAGAAAGUCUAUGCGAUCUUCCAUGUAGAUAAGGAGGGCCAGGAUGGCGAAGCACGAGUUAGAGUUGAAAUACAUCCUGUUGAUGUUAUCGAUAAACAUAAUAUUGAAGAUUCUAUAAAUUCAUUAGCAGAUCAAAGUAUCAGUCCAGCUGAAGUAAGUCCUGUGAAAAAUUUUUUAAGCGGUAAAAAUUGUUUGCACGGUGGCAAUGGAUGGUGGAAAUAUGAAUUCUGUUACGGACGUUCUGUGGUUCAGUAUCAUAUAGAACGCGAUGGUACAAAAACUAUAGUGAAUCUUGGUAAAUUUGAUAAACAGAAGCAUUUAGAGUGGAUUGCUGCACAUCCACAUAAAAAAUCAAAGUCACCGGUACUACGGAAACAACUGAUUCAUUUUUAUAGCGAUGGUACUGUUUGCGAUAAGACUGGCAAUUUAAGACAAACCGAGGUGAAAUUAAAAUGCGUGGAAAGCCAUACGACUAGUCCAUCAAGCAUUUCUCUAUUUUUACUCGAACCAAAAACAUGUGAAUACGUUCUGGGAGUUGAAUCGCCGUUGAUCUGUGAUAUUUUAGAAUACGCCGAUGAGAAUGGACUUCUUAGCGAAAAGUUUGAAGCAAAUUUUGACAAAUUAAAAACAACCGCUUUCCACGAAUACGAUGAUUUGGACGAAAGGAUAGCAAACGGAGAUGAUUAGAAUAAUUCAAUUAACGAUUACAAAUGUUGUCCAGUAAAAUAAAUUUGAUGAUGAAGGAGACAGUAUUAGAGUGCUGGACACUUGCAUUUAGUUUCAACCAGGUUAGAUGAAACUUUGAUUUUUAGAACUCAAUGUAUACCAAUAAAUUAACGUUAUACUUCAAAGUCUUGACGCACUUUAAAAUAAUUGUGUAAGCGUAACAGUUGUUCAGAUCUAUCGUAUUCUAUACGUAAUAACACGAAUUAUCGUGCAACGGAGGUUGUAAUGUAUGUAAGGUUUUUUCACUCUGUAAGCUUUUGAAAGGAACAAUUAAAAUCGUCUUAACGUUAA